Messenger RNA from Patiria miniata (bat star), 3032 nucleotides. Its product is annotated as procollagen galactosyltransferase 1-like. Gene Ontology annotation, molecular function: procollagen galactosyltransferase activity. The record is from RefSeq and is a predicted model, not a curated record. Lineage: Eukaryota; Metazoa; Echinodermata; Asteroidea; Valvatida; Asterinidae.
AGUUAGUUGGAGUUAAGCUCGUAAAGUUUAUUGUCCAAUAUUGAAAUAUAUUUACUGUGAAAUUUGUCCCACUUAAACAAGCUUUGAGUAUGGGUAUGUUUAUCGUAAUGACGAUGCUCAUUAUAACUAGCCAAGUAGUAUGCAAGAGAACUGAUGGUGGUAAUGGAGACCAAAGUUUAGACGAUCGUGUUGAGAGGCCUGCUGCGACUGCCACAUGUACACAGACGACGGGGGUCAAGAUGGAGUUACCGACAGUUUUCAUUCCGAUCUUGGCAAGAAACAAGGAACACACUUUGCCGACUUUCCUCGGUUGUUUGGAGAGUCUUCGAUAUCCAAAGAACCGUAUCUCUAUUUGGAUUCAAACAGACCACAAUAUUGAUAAGAGUGCCGCUAUGCUACAAGAAUUCAGUAAGGCACGGUCCUUAUAUCACCGUGUAGAUAUCGAGGUGCAAAACGAACCUCAAGCCUUCGAUUGGGAGAAUAGUCCAAGUGAUUGGCCCGAUGAACGAUACGUGCAUUUGAUCAACCUGAGACAGAAAGCUUUAGAUGAGGCCAGAUAUCAGUGGGCAGAUUACCUAUUAGCAGUUGAUGUGGACAACUUCCUGGAGAAUCCCAAUGUCUUACUGGAUCUGAUGGCGCAAGGGAAAACGGUGAUCGCCCCGAUGCUCAGAUCAACCAAGAUGUACUCCAACUUCUGGGGAGGAGUCAACCAUCAGGGAUACUACAAAAGGACAGAGCAGUAUAUUGAGAUAUUGAAAAGAAAUAUUACUGGUGUUUUUGAAGUCCCCAUGGUACACUCCACAUAUCUGAUCAAUCUGAAACAUAAAAUCUCUGCUCAGUUAACAUACGAGCCUCUGCAUGAUUUUACUGGUGACAUCGAUGACAUGAUGACUUUUGCCUACUCAGCCAAAAAAGCAGGAAUACCAUUUUAUGUAAUGAACAGCAACUAUUAUGGAUGCAUGCUGAUUCCAUUGGCUGCUAAGAAGUCGAUAGAAGACGAGAAAGAAAAAAUGCUGCACCUGCGUUUAGAAUCCAUGAUUGAUGAAGCAACCAUGCCUCUAUCAGAAUUUGUAACAGUACAACCGAGGCCGCAGAGCAAGCUAGGCUUUGAUGAAAUCUACAUGAUUAAUCUGAAGAGACGCCCGGAGAGACGGAAACGAAUGGUGACAACGCUGAAAGAUUUAGGAAUCGCCUUCAAAAUAGUGGAUGCUGUAGAUGGCAAAGCAUUGACAGAUGAUGACCUGAAGGAGUUAGGUGUGGAUAUGCUACCUGGCUACAGAGACCCAUACCAUGAGCGUGUGUUGACCAGAGGAGAGAUUGGUUGCUUCUUAAGCCAUUACUUCAUAUGGCAGGAUGUGGUGAGAAAUAACUACCAAAAAAUUGUGAUAUUUGAGGAUGACGUGAGAUUCAAAGAGUCGUUUCGACCAAAGUUUGAUGCGCUGCUUAAAGAAAUCAUGGCGGAAAAAUUGGACUGGGAACUACUCUACAUCGGUCGCAAGAUAAUGGAAGUGGACUAUGAGAAGUACGUUGACGGUUUCAUGCACGUUGUCAAACCAAGCUACACAUACUGGACUCUAAGCUACAUGCUUACUAACAACGGAGCCAAGAAACUCUUAGCACAAGAACCUCUGGGCAAGAUGUUACCGGUGGAUGAAUUCAUACCUAUCAUGUUUGAUGUGCAUCCAGAGGAUGACUGGGCGCAUGCGUUUCAUCCGCGGGACCUCAAGGCAUACUCCGUCAAUCCACUACUCGUGGAACCGACACACUACACUGGUGAAGACAAUUACACCACCGACACGGAGACUAAAGACAUAUGGGAGUAUGUCUUAGAAAGAGAAGGAGUCUCAGAAAAAGAGAAAGAAGGUGCGACUAAAAAGCAAAAAGGAUCCAGUGACCACCCAAAGACAAGCAAAGGGCGACUGAACCCAUCCGAACCAAGUGAACAAUAUGACGGACAACGGAUGCACGGACACGGUGAGGCACUAGCUGCUGACGACGGUAUAAAUGGUACACAUGCUGCAGAGUCAGAUAAGACGCCCGACUCACAAGGUGAUUCAGCCGAAUCAUCUAGUCCAGAUGUGGGAGUGGAUAGGGCUUCCUCUGAGGAUAUCAGCACCCAUACCGAGUUAUGACACCAAUGAGGGGGCCAUUUCAAUAUCCUGAGUAAUAAGAAGACAGUCGUAAGGAGAUAGUUUUAAACCCAGUCACAUCCCUCACUUUUGAAAUUAAGGGUAUUGUACAUGUAUACCAUUUGCAUUGCAACCGCGGCAUUUCAUCGCUCAAUUCCACAAGCUCAACCGUGUGAAACUUUUUACUAUCACCUUGCGUCUCCGUACGCGCACGUGACGCGUAAAAACCAGGGCGGUACUAUCACACACCUGGGUCGCAGCCUUAGAUUUGUUCCAGUACUGUGUUAUCUCUUUACCAACGACGCAUGUGCUUUAUGUGCGUACCGUGGAGAUCACUGUACCAGUGAGGACAGUUGUGCCAGUCUAUUACGGCAUACAUCAAAAUGGCGACCAGUGGUGCUCGCUUUUAACCGAGGAGGAAGUGGGUGAAAUUUUACACAAUAAAAAUAAAUGCAGUGUUUUGCGUGAAUGUUAAAGUUAUUAAAUGACACAAAAUUAACUUUCAAUUCUAUCUGUCUCCUUAAAUUAAAAUAAUGUUUCACUUUAUCCAAAUACUGCACGAUCAAAAACAUGGUGGAAUGGACCAAUGAAAUGCCGCAGCUGCCUGAUGAAUAUUUAUGAGGUAUAGUAAAACAAAUACAACAUGUUUUUGCGGGGAAAUAGUGAAAACAAAUGACCCAUUUAGUUUUCACUAUUUCCCGACAAACCAUGUUGUAUUUGUCUAAUAGCAGACAUCGUUGCACUGACUUGUUCAAUGAUACGUUCAUUGGUGCUGGAAAAGUUGGGGGAAAAAAUGCAGUUUGUUUUCAAUUGUCAUGGUGCAGCGUGAUGAAUCUGUGUUGCAUAGAACCCAUAGGUCACAAGAUAUGCCUCAGUGCUAGCUGUGUCAUGGGAGUAUUUGAA